Messenger RNA from Neopelma chrysocephalum (saffron-crested tyrant-manakin), 2185 nucleotides. It is a transcript of the gene DZANK1, whose product is annotated as double zinc ribbon and ankyrin repeat domains 1. Gene Ontology annotation, molecular function: protein binding. The coding region runs from base 25 to 2109 and encodes 694 amino acids. Gene Ontology annotation, biological process: eye photoreceptor cell development. The transcript has 19 exons. NCBI's taxonomy places the organism in Eukaryota, Metazoa, Chordata, Aves, Passeriformes, Pipridae. The record is from RefSeq and is a predicted model, not a curated record.
GGGACCGUGCGUCUCCCGCCAGGGAUGCGGUCCCAGGAGGCUGAAACAGAGCGCAGCGUGCCUUGGUCCAGGUGUGCCAAGAGCAGGCGGGGCCUUGAGGGAAAAGCUAUCAGCCCCCUCAGGUCAGUUCCUCAGGUCAUACCACUUCGAAUCCCUCUUCCAGGGAAGGCUAAACAUGAAAUAGACACAAAUACUCUCAUAGAAAUAAAAUCAGAUACACCUGAGGUCUCUAUUUAUUACACUUUAGAUGGAAGUAAACCAGAACUCAUUAGGAAACCUGGCUAUGGAGAGUGUAACACUUUUAAGUAUAAGGGUCCUAUCAUAUUACCAGUUGGGAAAAUAGUGCUCAAGGCACUAGCAGUUACAAAGGACUGCAGGAAGAGUACAGUUGUAACAAAGGUGUUUCUGGUAGAGUACAAGCAAGCAAACAUCCUUUUUUCUGUUGAAGAUGAUGACAAGAAUUUUCUAAAAGAUAUAGCCACACAGAAUAAGGAAGGUGGAAUGUUUACUACAAAAUCAAGGAAGAACGGACUGAAUAUGGAAAUCAAGCCUGCCUGGGGUGAAGCACCCCAAGACUUUCAAGAAAGAAAGACUUCUCAUAGAUCCCUGCAAGGACCACAGCUCCUUGCCAGUCAUUUGGGAACAACAGAGUACAGAGAAGAAUCUGUCUCAGCACCACCAACAGAGUCAUUGCAGUUUGCAAGUUCUUCUGCAGUGACAAGCCAGAAAAGCUUAGCAAGCACACAAGUGUCAAGGAUCCAGAGGGAAACAGAUUUCCUUAAAUGUGCACACUGUUCUGCACCUCACCUGUCUAAUCUGUUGGCUCACUUCUGCCAGAAAUGUGGAUCUCCUAUCCCACCUGUGCCAGUACAUCGCUUCCCACUCCCUGAAGGAAGGCAGAUGGCACCAUGUCUUGAAUGCAGACAUCCUGUGCCAAUGAAUACACCCACUUGCAUUGUAUGUGAGGCUCCACAGCUGCAGCCUCAAAACAACACCUGCAUAAAGGGUAAAGUAAUUUGUCAGGUGUGUGGCACAAGAAAUCCUCUUCACCAUAAACACUGUGCAACUUGUGAAAGCAAACUGCCUGAAAUACAGACGGCUAAACAAUUACAAGCUCAAUUUGCCUGGCAACCUCAUCCUGUUUCCAUGACCAAAUCAAGGCCAGAACUAACAGAAAGAGAAGAUAAAGGAACCCAAACCAUAGGACUUUUUUACCCAUCUAGCAAACAGUUGGAAAAGAAGGAGCUUGAGCUGAUUUCACAAAAAGAAAAGCUGGAAAAGAUGAGUGAUCAUAAGCCUCUCCUGACAGCCAUUAGUCCUGGAAAAGGUUACUGGAGAAAACAGCUGGAUCAUGUCUGUGCUCACCUUAGAAGCUAUGCUCAGAACAACCUUGAAUUCAGAGCACUGAUUGGAGAACCUCGAAUGGGAAAGAUUAAUUCUGCUACCAUCUGUGAGGAUGACUAUGAAGUCACUAUUACACUGAAUUAUGUUCUUGCUAUUAACAAGGAUAUUCAUACUAAUAAACCAGUGAAGUUCAGCAGUCAUUACCUGAAUACUGUAACAGAAGUCAGAGAUGGACAGGAUAGGAAUCAGACCAGUUUUGGCAAAGAUGAUUGUAAUCUUUUCCAUUCAAGAGGCAAAAUAAAGAGAACAAAGUCAAGAACACUUACAGGACAAGAAGAUAAGCUCUCUCCAGAAUCCAGACAACUACUGGAUGAACUGGGUCCAAAUGGAAAAGGAAGAAUCACUUUUAUAGAACAAUUGCUCAGUGAAGGAGCUGACCCAAACUGCAUCAGCGACGAGGAUCAACCUGCUCUCACAGUUGCUGUCCUUAACAAGCACACAGAAGCAAUCUCCCUCCUUGUGCAGAAAGGUGCCAACAUAGACCAGCAGUCAGGACUGCACAACAACACAGCUCUCCAUGAGGCAGUUCUGCUUGGAUUGGAGGGACAGGAGAGCAUCCGAGUCCUGUUACGCUGCAAUGCAAACACACAAAAGAAGAACGCAGAAGGGCAAUCAGCAUAUGAUUUGGCUGUUACAACUGGAAAUAAUGAGGUUAUUUCAUUGUUCCAAGUAAGGUUGGACAGAGAACGUUGGACAAAUUUAUGAAACUCAGGAACAUUGGUGUCGUCAACGUGUUACUACAACAACCUUUUUCUGAAAAUAGAGCUGGAGGUUCCUUGAA